AUGUCUAGAGAUGAAAUAGAUGUUGAAUUAGUAUUAUCUUUGAAGAGUAAACCUGAUACAUCCAGAAAAGAAGGUAAAACUCUUGAAGAUGAUAAGACAUCUAACGACGAUACAAUGUUUAAUGGCAAUACAAAUUCUAAAUUUGAUAUAAAAUCUCAAGAUAAUGAUACACGUGCAGAAGAAGAGUUCAUCAAAUACAAUAGGAGUUUCUCUAAAAAGGAAAAAAAUAUUAUUAAAUUACUAUCAUAUUGGAAGAGAAAUAAACUUGAUACAUCCAGAAGUKAAGGUAAAACAAUCGAAAACGAUAAGACAUAUAACGACGAUACAAUGUUUAAUGGUAAUACAAAUUCUAAAUUUUAUGUAAAAUCUGAACACAAAAUAACAACCAAAGAUGAUAAUAUUUCCAAAACUGUUAUAAAAUAUCAAGACAAUGAUACACUUGCAAAAGAAGAGUCCGCUAAUAAAAAACUGAAUUUGUAUAAAGAUAAAAUAGAUAUUGUUAAAUUGGCAUCAUGCAGUGAAAGUGAAAAAACUUUUACACUCAAAAAAGAUACAAUAUUCAAAGACUAUUCAAUGGAGUGUGAACCUGAUACAUCCAAAACUGAAGGUGAAACACUCCAAAAUGAUAAAACAUUGAAAGAUGAUACAAUGUUUAAGGGCAAUACAAAUUCUAAAGUUGAUAUAAAAACUCAAGACAAAACAACAUUUAAAGAUAAUAAAAUGUCUAUAAAAUCUCAAAUCAAUAAUACACAUGCAGAAGAAGAGUCCCCUAAGAAAAAACUGAAAUUAUGUAUAGAUAAAUUUGAUGUUGUUAUAUUACCUAACAACAGUGAAACUCGCCAUUUUAAAUCACAAUCUAUGUCUUCAAUAAGACCCCUUACUGAAAUUGCUUCCACUAGCACUAAGAAUGAGCCCAUGGUAACAGAUUGCGUAGCAACUGCCAAAUCAAAAAAUUCUUCAGAUAUAAAUGUAAGACACUGGCUUCACGUCGUUAAACCUGCAAAAAUGAUGACUAAACAUAAUCUCAUAAGGUGGAAUAAAAUGGAAGAUAUUUUUAAACUAUCUGCAAUUGAAAAAAUAUAUGUAAAGUAUUUUAACAAAUCCAUACAAGAUACUAUUGUCAUUAUUACCAAUAUACUCAACAUAAUUAUAAUAUCUGACAAAUAUCACGAAACAAGAAGUAAUGCAUCUUUUAAGAAAAAAACUGCUGCUGAAAGACUUAAGGAAAGUUGUGAUGCUGACCAAUUACAUGAAAAACAUACCAAAAUUCUGGAAACAGAGUUAAAGGGUUACUUUGCAUAUGGGGUAUCAAUUUUUGCAGAAUCGGAAUUUGAUUUAGCAUUUAAAAUGUUUUUUCUAUGUAUAUUAUCUGUACUUCGAGUUUUAGAUCAGUCUAGUUUCAAACUAGGUAGCGUCUUUAAGAAAUUAGCAACCUUAUUAUGGAAUAGUUUGAAAAACAGUAACUAUAAACAUACCAAAAUUUUUUCAAUGUUGCGUUCAAAGACAUUUAAACCAGAUUGUGUCAAAAUAAUAACUGUAAUUGAAGAUAGUCGGGUUGAUGACCCCGGGGUUGUCGACCGCAUGGAAUUGUUUUUUAUAUCAUCUGCAAUCAGUCUGAAAUAUUUUCAAGAUGUUAUCGAUGCUGUAACCGGUAAUUUGAAUAACGACCUGUCAAAAUUAAUUGAUGAUGCUACUCGUCUAUUUCGCAUUCAUUCAAAGUAUAAAGAUCCUGUAAAUUCAUCAACUGUACAACAACCAAAUGAUAAAAUACCAGUAACAAAAACUAUUCAAACCCCCCCCAACACAGUUGAAACAAUCCAAAACUGGCUCAUUGCCAAUAAUCCAAAUAUAACUUACCGACAAAUGCCUGUACCAAGUGUGGGCCAAACCAUUGUUAAUGCUGCAGUUGAACUACCAAUUGUAGCAAGAGUAGUACCAAUGAUUUCCAAUAAUUCUAUGAUGCAAUUUACAACAUCAUCAUYAAAAGCUGUAACAUUAACACCAUCAACAGGUUUAAAGGAGGCAUUUAAACCACCACUAUCAAUUAAAAAGUCARUGCCAAACAAUCUAAUCCAAAAUGCUGUAGGUGCAACUGUUGGAAUUGAUAACAAAUUAUAUCAAUUAAUUAAGGAUCCAUCUGGUGCACUACGAGCAUUUGUCAAUAAUGCUCAACUACCAGCAAUAGCCAAUAAUACUCAACUACCAGCAGUAGCCAAUAAUACUACCACUGAGUCCAAAUGUGAUACAAGACAUUGUAACAAUGAAGCAAUCUUGAUGUGCAGUGUCUGUAAUAUAGCAAAAUACUGUUGCAUAAACUGCCAAAAUGUUGACUGGUAUUGUAAUCAUAAAAAUGAAUGCCUGCAGAAAUAACUGCUAAACAAAUUGCAAACUCRACAUAGAACUUCCCGUUA
This is a messenger RNA of Diuraphis noxia (Russian wheat aphid), 2411 nucleotides long. RefSeq lists its product as uncharacterized. The record is from RefSeq and is a predicted model, not a curated record. Lineage: Eukaryota; Metazoa; Arthropoda; Insecta; Hemiptera; Aphididae.